Messenger RNA from Schizosaccharomyces japonicus yFS275, 3323 nucleotides. Its product is annotated as GTPase Msp1. The transcript has a single exon. Gene Ontology annotation, cellular component: mitochondrial crista; mitochondrial inner membrane; mitochondrial inner boundary membrane. The coding region runs from base 640 to 2976 and encodes 778 amino acids. Gene Ontology annotation, biological process: mitochondrion inheritance; membrane tubulation; mitochondrial outer membrane fusion. NCBI's taxonomy places the organism in Eukaryota, Fungi, Ascomycota, Schizosaccharomycetes, Schizosaccharomycetales, Schizosaccharomycetaceae. Gene Ontology annotation, molecular function: GTPase activity; phosphatidylserine binding; GTPase-dependent fusogenic activity. The record is from RefSeq and is a predicted model, not a curated record.
AUAGAAAACACUAAAAAUUCAGUCAUUUUUGUCGAUCGUACGGGUAUAUAGUGAGUGAUCUGUCUCAAAUCCUGCUCGUGAGACGCGAAACGUGUUUUCCGAUUGGAAUUGUUUUUUUUCGCAGGGUUUACUGUUGCGGGUUUGAAUUCUGUCAUUUUCCGGGCCAUACGGCUGCAGUCCCUUAAAGCUACGUCGAAUGCUAUCUCUCGACGUGUGUUUGUAAGCCGGGGAUUGCAGUCUCCAAGGUUUUUAUGGCGUCGGUCUUUCCAAACGAUCGGUAGACAAAAUCAAAACAUUCUUCGCCGGUCCCCUUUGAUAACAUUCCCAUUUUCUGCAUUUAGACAACGCCAGCUACAGGCCACCCGACCCUUUACUGUUCAUGGACUGGGCAGUGUUGGUUCCACACGGACACUUUCAUUUUCGUCAAUUACGAAGUUACUGUUUCGCUCUUUACGUCUGCCAGCUGCGGGAUUCUCAAUUGUUGCUGGUGCCGCCGCAUAUAUUGGAUCACAGUUUCAAAAAGUUAGUGAUUACACGAAGGACAUUUUUGGUCGGACAUUUGAUGCUGUUGGUUCUUUUUGGGAACGUGCUCGGGAUCGAGCUAAUGAUGCUUUUGAUCUUGACAUCCCGGAUUUCCACAUGCCUAUAUGGCUUCAAAAAGUUCUCCGUUUAGACGAGGAGAGUGUGGAGAAACGGAGACGUUUGCAGGAAACUCGUCGACGUGAGCGUGAAGAAAGGCGUGCAGCCAGAGAGGAAAAGAGAAGAGAAAAACAGCAAACACCAAGUUCUAAUGAGCCUUCCGAGCCAGUAGAUAACGAACUGGAUCCAGCUUUAGCGGUUUCUGCUGCUGGAGGCUUGUUGAGUGGAGCUCUUGACGAAGACGCUGAGCAAGAUACUUCUGUGGAAGACGAAUCUGAGCAACAGACUUCAGAUGCAAGUGGUGAUGGAAAUGGAAAAGACGAUAGAAUGCUCUUAUUUACAAAGAAAAUGAUUGAGAUUCGCAACAUCUUACAGGAAAUUGAUGAUGAGAAGAACAAUAUUGCUUUACCUAACAUCGUUGUUAUUGGUGCUCAGAGCAGUGGAAAGAGCAGUGUGCUUGAAGCACUUGUUGGUCACGAAUUCUUACCGAAGGGAACCAAUAUGGUUACAAGGCGGCCAAUUGAACUUACUCUCGUGCAUUCUCCUGAAACUAUGACUCCCUAUGGCGAGUUCCCUAACCUCAGUUUGGGUCGUUUGACGGAUUUUACAAAGAUUCAACGAACAUUGACAGACUUGAACAUGGCUGUCCCUCCAUCAGAAGGUGUUAGUGAUGACCCCAUCCGUCUUGUAAUACAUUCACCUAACAUUCCCGACUUGUCAUUAAUUGAUCUCCCGGGGUACAUUCAAAUAUCCGCUCAAGAUCAGCCUACGGAUUUGGAGAAAAAAAUUGAACGGCUGUGUGACAAGUACAUCCAAGAACCCAACAUCAUUUUGUCUGUCAGCGCAGCGGAUGUGGAUUUAGCAAACUCCACUGCCCUUAAAGCAAGCCGGAGAGUAGAUCCAUUGGGUUUGCGUACUAUUGGUGUGAUCACAAAAACAGAUUUGGUGACUCCAGAACAAGCUGUUCAAAUUCUUCAAAAUAAUCUUUACCCACUAAACUACGGCUAUGUCGGCGUUGUUGCUAAGGCUCCCAGAAACAUGUCGUGGCAGCACAAUCGCAACUUAACAGAUGCUGUCUCCCGUCAAGAGGAUCGUUACUUCUCUUCCUCCCCUGCGUUUCGGUCUAUGUCGAAUGUCAAUACAUUGGGUGUUCGUAAUUUGCGAAAAACGUUGAUCAACGUGCUGGAGUACUCUAUGUCGAAAAGCCUUCAAACGACAGCGGAUACCAUUCGUUUAGAAUUGGAGGAAUCUCUUUACCAACUGAAGGUGCAAUACAAUGAUAGAAAGCUGACAGCACAGUCGUAUGUAGCCGAAAGCUUAGAUGUUCUGAAAGCGGGUUUCAAAGAAUUCUCAGAGACAUUUGGUAAGCAGCAAGUCCGUGAGUUACUGAGGGAGUCUCUUGACAACAAAGUGAUGGAUUUACUCGCUGAGCGUUAUUGGAUGGAUGAUAAGCUUGAAAAAUGGACAACGGGUGAUCGAAGCGUUGCUGAUGGCUACUGGUCAUAUAAACUGGACAGCUCGGUGUCGACAUUGACACGCAUGGGUCUGGGUCGAUUUGCUACGCUUCUCGUUUCCGAUGUCUUGUCGAAGCGUGUGCUUGAUUUGGCAGCAGCAAGCCCUUUUGGUGACCACCCGACUGCGAUGCAAUUCAUCUCCAAUUCUUGUGCGGAGAUCCUUCGUCGUCGGUACCACAGCACGUCUGAACAAGUGGAAAACUGUGUUAAGCCUUACAAGUUUGAGGUUGAAGUGGACGAUACGGAGUGGAGUAAUAGUCGGGUUCAUGCACAGGAAUUAUUGAACCAUGAGCUGAAACUUUGCCGAGACGCAUAUAAUAAGAUCAAGACUUCCAUUGGUAGUCAACGUCUUAAUCAGAUUAUCCGUUUCCUUGAACAAAAUCAAGUUGCCUCUGAAUCCCCAGAGUCUGUUCACAGUGCCGCUGCUCUACAGCAAGGACGAAUGGCGAUCUUUUUACGGAUGCGCGAACACCUCUUACGUUUGCGUCUCUCUACCAUUCAAUCUCGGACAUGUAAACACAAGGAGGCCAGGUAUUCUUGCCCUGAAAUAUUUCUAGACGUUGUUUCGAAUAAACUCGUGAACACCGCUGUUCUGUUUAUAAACAUAGAGCUACUUUCUGAGUUUUAUCACCAGUUUCCUCGGGAACUUGAUUCCCGUUUGAUUCAUUCUCUAACACCUCAGCAAUUGUCGGAAUUUGUUAACGAGAAUCCCAGAAUUGCUUCACAACUAAGACUUCAGCAUAAGAAAGAGUGUCUUGAGCUGGCUCUACAGAAGAUAAACUCUCUGAUAAUGCUUGAAGAGCAAAUACAGACGGAAGUCUAGAGGUAUAUAUAGCAGAUGGCGUGUAUUCACGUUAUGUUUAGCAUCGAUUUUCUUCCGCAUGUCCUUACAUACUUUCGUAUUUGUUUGGCGUACGGCUACAAUGAUACAUUUUAUGAGCUAUGUUGAUUUGCCAAUGGUAUUUUGGUUUGUUAUAUGACAUCUUGAAGAUGCAUUUUAGGUAGUGUGUAUUUAAUAUUGUUGAAAAGACCUUUUUUUUCGUUAUACAAGUCCAUUUCUUUCGACCGUGUCAUUUGUCUAAUCAUUCUGUUGACUUAAAGAUUUGAUUCCUGCUUUUUCUGUGUUUAUUGCAAACGGUCUUGUGUACGCCAAAACUUGGACUCUACCUA